AUCUGAUUCAUUCCUGCGUCUAGCAUUCCAGUAUGAGCCCGAUAUUGAAUAUUAUGCUCAUUCAAAAGUGGUAAUUGGUGCUAUGGACAAGGAAUGUCCGCAUUGUCAUGCUCUGAAAUUCAAAAAUGAGCCAGCUGGGAUGUGUUGCACGUCAGGAAAAGUGCAACUACCUGAAAUUGAGACACCACCUGAACCAUUGAACGGCUUACUUAUCGGCACGGAUCCAGAUUCUAACGUGUUCCUGAAGUCAAUUCGAAGAUUCAAUUCAUGCUUUCAAAUGACAUCGUUCGGAGCAACAGAAAUAGUUCGAAAUACUAAUGCAAAUGGUCAACAAUUCAAUUAUACAUUCAAAAUCAGAGGCCAAGUUUAUCAUAAAAUGGGCUCACUGCUGCCAAUGCCAAACGAACCACAUAAAUUCUUACAAAUCUACUUUAUGGGCGGCGAGGAUUCCGGAAGCGCACUUACCAAUCGCAUGAAUGCACGUUGUGAUUAUAAUAACCUUGAUUCACUUUAUGCCAGGCGCAUCGUCAGCGAGCUAGAUGCUCUUUUGAACGAGCACAACGAGUUGUUGAAAAUAUUCAAAUCACAUAUGCACCAAUUACAAAGCGAUAAUCACGCUAUCGUCAUUAAUCCUGAUAAAACACCAGCUGGAGAACAUAUUCGUAGAUUCAAUGCACCCGUUGUUGACGAUGUUGCUGGAAUCAUGGUUGGCGAUUGUACAGCUGCACGAGAAAUUGUGAUUCGUAGAAGAAAUAAUAAUCUUCAGUUCAUUGCUGACACACAUCGUUCAUAUGACGCUCUCCAAUAUCCGCUAAUAUUCUGGAAGGGACAAGACGGAUAUUGCAUAAACAUAAAACAACGAGAUCCCGUAUCAGGAGCUGAAACAAAUAAGAACGUUAGCUCAAAGGAUUAUUAUGCGUACCGAUUAAUGAUUAGACGUGGCCUGGACAACGUCAUUUUACGAUGUCGUGAGCUUUGUCAACAAUUCAUGGUCGACAUGUACGCGAAGAUUGAGAGCGAACGACUACGAUACUUACGAUAUAAUCAACAAAAGCUGCGCGCGGAAGAGUACAUUCAUUUGCGAGAUGCUAUCAACAAAAACGCCGACGUCGCCAAAAUUGGUAACCAUGUCAUUUUACCAUCAUCGUACGUAGGCAGUCCACGUCAUAUGCAAGAAUAUAUACAGGAUGCUCUGACUUUCGUGCGCAAAUAUGGACGACCAUGUUUAUUUAUCACGUUCACAUGUAAUCCAAAAUGGCCAGAAAUUACAUCUUUGCUACUGCCUGGCCACAAUGCAAUACAUCGCCAUGACAUUACAGCACGUGUGUUCAGACAAAAGUUGAAGUCUUUAAUAAGUUUCAUUACUAAAUCACAUGUAUUUGGUCCCACACGUUGCUGGAUGUAUUCGGUUGAGUGGCAAAAGCGAGGAUUACCUCAUGCACACAUUUUGGUUUGGUUCAUCGACAAAAUCCGUCCUGAAGAAAUCGAUAGUAUCAUUUCUGCGGAAAUUCCAGAUCCAUCCACUGACCAACUGCUGUUUGAUAUUGUUACAACAAACAUGAUUCAUUGUCCAUGUGGUACUCUUAAUAGUUCAUCGCCUUGCAUGGCUGAUGUCAAUGGCAAUGUCACAAAUGUCGACGGAUACCCAAUAUAUCGUCGAAGAAAUCCUGAAAAUGGCGGACAAUCAUUUAUUAAAAAUAUCAUCAACACAGACAUUGAUAUUGACAAUCGUUGGGUGGUGCCAUAUUCGCCUCUGCUGAGCAAGACAUAUAAUGCUCAUAUUAAUGUUGAGUUCUGCAGUUCUGCGAAGAGCAUCAAAUACAUUUGCAAGUAUGUCCAUAAAGGCAGUGAUAUGGCUGUGUUUAGAGUGGAAAAUACUAAUGUGAAUGCUCCUCCAGUGAAUAAAAACGAUGAAAUAACGCUCUACCAAAUUGGUCGGUACAUCAGCUCCAAUGAAGCUGCUUGGCGUAUCUUUGGUUUUCCAAUUCAUGAACGGGAUCCAGCAGUUGUUCAGUUAGCCAUCCAUCUUGAAAACGGUCAGCGUGUAUUUUUCACGAACGAGACAGCGAUUGAUCGUGCAAUAAAUCCACCUAAAACUACACUCACUGCAUUUUUUGAAUUGUGUAAUCGUGCGGAUGAUUUUGGUGCCUUUGCACGAACAUUACUCUAUUCACAAGUACCACGCUAUUUCACAUGGACUGAAACAAAAACAUGGAUGCCCCGCAAGCAAGGCUCACCAGUUGCUGCAUGUCUCAAUUUAUUUAAAUCAAACGCCUUGGGGCGAUUAUUUACAGUCAAUCCAAGACACACGGAGUGCUUUUAUCUUCGACUGUUGUUGGUUAAUGUUACUGGCCCAUUAUCAUUUCAAGAUAUACGUAAAGUGAAUGGGCAACAAUAUCCAACGUAUAAAGAUGCAUGCCUUGCACUCGGCUUGCUGGAAGACGACAACCAGUGGGAAUGCAUGCUUGCUGAAGCUGCAUUGAACUGUACAGCAAUAAAAAUUCGUCUACUAUUCGCUAUAGUGUUGACUACAUGUUUCCCAGCCCGAGCACAGAUAUUAUGGGAAAAUCACAAAGAUUCAAUGACUGAUGAUAUAUUGCAUCAACAUCGUAUACGGUGCCACGAUCUAACCAUAACAUUCAGCGACGAAAUGUACAAUGAAGCAUUGAUUGCUAUUGAAAAUCUUUGCAUUGUCAUUGCCAACUUACCACUCAGUCAUUUCGGUAUGAAUUCGCCAAAUCGAGGUGCAACUGAUUUAAUGAAUACUGAAAUGAAUCGUGAACUGCAGUACAGUACUGUAGAAAUGGCAGCGAUUGUUGCCCGCAAUGUCCCACUAAUGAAUGAGGACCAAAGAAUUAUUUAUGAUCGCAUUAUGCUCGCAGUUUCAGCUGGACAAGGUGGGUUCUUCUUUUUAGAUGCACCAGGUGGAACUGGCAAGAUAUUCCUUAUUUCGCUAAUUCUCGCCAAAAUACGAUCCAAUAAUGGCAUCGCAUUGGCCGUUGCAUCAUCGGGCAUUGCGGCAACUUUAUUGGAUGGAGGCAGAACAGCUCAUUCAGUGACUUCAGACAAACACUUCCCGCCAUUCCAGGUUCAACAUACGCUGAUGAAAUCAACGCCUGCUUAA
This is a messenger RNA of Cotesia glomerata, 3124 nucleotides long. RefSeq lists its product as uncharacterized. Gene Ontology annotation, biological process: telomere maintenance; DNA repair. The record is from RefSeq and is a predicted model, not a curated record. The coding region runs from base 83 to 3124 and encodes 1013 amino acids. The transcript has 3 exons. NCBI's taxonomy places the organism in Eukaryota, Metazoa, Arthropoda, Insecta, Hymenoptera, Braconidae. Gene Ontology annotation, molecular function: DNA helicase activity.